AUGAACAAUGAGACUCAGGCAAACAGUGGCCUCGGAGCUCUUUUCAGCAGCUUGGCUGGUUGGCUUUUCAUCUGGAUGGGGAUACCCCGGGACAAAAACUCAACAGGAAUCCCCAUCCAGAACCAGAUGAGAAGCCAACCAGCCAAACUGCUGAAAAGACAGGCUGCUGGUCUUGCUGGCAUCCAGUUACGAGACGAGGGAGCUAAGACUGCCAAAUCCAUUAAGAUUGCCAAUGCCCCCAGAGCUAGUGCUCCCAGUGUCAAUGCCCCCAUUGCCAAUACCGUCAGUGCCAGUACCGGUGCUUCUAGUGUAGCCAGUGCCUCCAGUGCCAGUGUUACAGUCAAGGUUACCCCUAAGAGGCGCGCGCACAAAAACCGCAACAAUCGCGAAAUAACAGAAGUGGCACAGGAGAGGGCCUCUACUCUUGGUGAGGAUGAAUAUGAAUAUGAGAGCGAAGACGAUCAAUGCGACGACGCUGAUGAAAAUGCGUCUGUUUCCGGUUCUGAACGACAGAACCUCAGCGGAGUGGAUCGCAGGAUUCCCGUCAAGAAGCAUUAA
Linnemannia hyalina is the source of this 558-nucleotide messenger RNA. NCBI's taxonomy places the organism in Eukaryota, Fungi, Mortierellomycota, Mortierellomycetes, Mortierellales, Mortierellaceae. The record is from the annotation of a GenBank genome assembly.